Molecule: messenger RNA, 922 nt
Organism: Nerophis ophidion (straightnose pipefish)
Lineage: Eukaryota; Metazoa; Chordata; Actinopteri; Syngnathiformes; Syngnathidae
Product: B-cell receptor CD22-like
Exons: 3
Coding region: 47-922 (291 amino acids)
Source: RefSeq, a predicted model, not a curated record
UCUUUCAUGUUUGCUCCUCUGGCCUCCAGCUGUGCAGGUGCAGGUGAUGUCAGUCAGAGUUGAAGAUUCUCACCUUGUUGCACAAAUGUUGUGUCACACAAGCUGCCUUCCAGAAGCUCCUUUGUCUUUUGAGUGGCAGAAAAAUGGAGUGAAUAUAAAGUCUGGAACCAAAGUAGAAGUCACCUUGUCACCUGGAGACUACAUCACCUGUACUGCACAACAUCAACAUAUCAGACUCUCUCGUCGCCUGUAUGUUCUGAAAAGACCCUCAGUGUCUCUGAGUCAUGCUGGUGACAUAUUGGAGGGUCGUCCCCUGACACUGACCUGUGACAUCGACAACUUUGACUACUCCUCAGCAACAGUUGAUUACUGCUGGUACAUGAAGAAGAAUGUGUCUUCAGAUGAUGAAGUCCUCAGUAAAGGUCGACAACUGGUCUUCAAGUCCAUCAAGUCUUCAGACUCAGCAGAGUAUUGGUGUACUGUGGAGAACCAGCUGGGGAAGAAGACAUCAGAACCCGUCCUCAUUGAUGUCCAAUAUCCUCCCAGGCCGUCCUCUAUGUCUAUCCAGGAGGGACAAUUCGGGACUAUGAGCUGCAGCAGCGAUGCUAACACAACCGCCAGCUACACCUGGUACAAGGACAACAUGUCUUCUCCUCUGGCGUCAGGUCAGACGCUGACCAUCAAAGACAUCAGUCCAGGUCAGACGCUGACCAUCAAAGACAUCAGUCCAGGUCAGACGCUCGCCAUCAGGAACUUCACAGAGCAGGGUGGCCAUGAUUACUACUGUGAGGCCAACAACAGCAGGGGGCGCCACAUCAUUGGUGUGCAUGUGAGCGUAAAUGGUAGGACACCUCAUGUCCAAAACAUAUCUGUGUCUCCUGAAGACAUCUACUGUAUGUCCAUGUGUAGGAAUGUCCUGUAG